Messenger RNA from Striga hermonthica, 690 nucleotides. The record is from the annotation of a GenBank genome assembly. NCBI's taxonomy places the organism in Eukaryota, Viridiplantae, Streptophyta, Magnoliopsida, Lamiales, Orobanchaceae.
AUGUACCCCCGGUUUGUCCUGACUGGGCCCCCGACCGAUCCCGACUGCCACGUCAUCUUCUGUUCCGGCGACGAAUUGGAGCGAACCGUGUUCCGAGUCAGGGACUGCACCACCGUCCGUUCGCGAGAAGUGGUGAUCGCUGCCAUGACCUCCUUUCGAGGGGAGAUGUACGGUUUAGUCGACACGGACGACCGUGGAUUCGAGUUUGUGACCGUCCACGUGGUCAACGGUGGGUUAAAGUAUAGACCGUUGUUGGACGAGUUGGGUCGAACCGUAAAGUUGAUGAGAGGCAGUUAUCUCGAAGUCGGCAUCGAGUUUAAGGUUUUACGGGUGGAGGUUUCCUACAACCGCCAGGUGGUGUGUGUGGAGCUCGAGAGCGUGGACGAGUGGACCAUAUUCAUCAACAGUUUAGGGAGCAGCUUUUGCCGCACCUCUCAAAAAGGAGCAUGUCGACCUAAUUGUGUAUAUUACACCGAUGAUUAUAUAGGCAGGACGGUGAAAGUGUACGACUUGGGGAAGAGGUGCACGACCGUGUUGAUGCCUUUUCGUUAUGCGGGACGCUAUGUGUCGUUAUGUUAUUGGGUCGACAUCCCCGACAUUCCUGAACCUGAACUUGAACCACAAGAAGUUGAACACAAUCCUGAACCUGAACUUGAACUAGAACCACAAGAAGUUGAACCAGAACCUUGA